Caenorhabditis elegans is the source of this 1056-nucleotide messenger RNA. The record is from the annotation of a RefSeq genome assembly. Lineage: Eukaryota; Metazoa; Nematoda; Chromadorea; Rhabditida; Rhabditidae.
AUCAAAACCCAGCGGGUUCAACAUUGUGCACUUGCCAAUUGAUGUUCUCGAAGAAGUUUUGGAAAAGUUGGAGCCAAAGUGGCUAAACGCUGAUUGGUGGGAAGUUCACAUUUCUGAGGUGAUCAUACUGAGUGAUUUAACAUUCCUCCUCCGCAAAGUCUCCCGCCAAUUCAAAUCACUUAUCGACAACAGAGACUAUGGUCUCAAACAGAUUCAGCUCUCAAUCAACAGAAUUUUCAAAAGCUGCUCUAUAUAUUUUGAUGAGAAUUGUGUCGAAUACGAGGACAUUCCAAAACUGCCUAGAGGAACACCGAAAAAAUGGGAGAAGCCUGUGCAGAAAGAUUACUGCUCGGUUUGUCUGGAAGAUGAUGUGAUCCAUCGGGUGGUAGGCAUGGUUCAUUUGGAAGUUGCGUUAAGUGACAUGACACUUUUCUUGAGAAAUCCUAAAUGCCGACUGGAAGAGUUGUCAGUUCCACGGGCUUUCAAUCAAAAUUCUGAAACUAUAACAAGUCUUUUCUCCGGCCAACUCACCAAUCUACACGUCAAAAAGUUCACACUAACAAGGGACUAACAAGGGUAAGGGAAUUCACAAGUACCCAACUUGCUCAGAUUCUUCCAAGUUUCAAGGCAGGCGUCUUGGAAGAGAUCCUCUGGGAACUACACGAUCCAGUAAAUAUUGAUGUUUUACAAGAAGAACUUGUCGGAUUGGAGCAAUGGAAAAGAGCAAAGAGCUUGAUAGUUAGGCCAAGUUAUUAUAAAAAAUCUUACAUGCAUGUCACAACGGAUUUUCAACUUUUUGCAAACUUCUCGAAACUUGAAGCUCACCUGAAACUUUUUAGAGAGGACCAUGCUCGAGAUUUGAAAGAGAUUCUCCCGAAAAUCCCAAAUUUUCAAUCCUGGACUCUCCAAGCUCCCAUAGAAGAUCCCGUGGAGAUGGUGAAAAUCUUCAAGCCGGACUAUACGGGCGGCCCGUUUGGAAGCGUAGAGUACACUGCUCAUGGAUUGAUAUAUUUGAUAGAAUUUGAUUUUAAAUACUUUAAAGUUAUUGCAAAAUAA